AUGCUUCAAACUCUAUCUUUACUGAUUGAUCAAGUCCCAAAUAUAAUUAAAAUAUGGCGUCUUCGUCUGGGCAUGGCCUCCCGGCCAUGCAGCCUCGACUCAUAUUUUAAUUAUAUCCGGCAAGGUUUUACCAUUUCAGAGAUGGACAGCAAUGCUAGGUAAGCAAUUCUGGUAGCUUUCAGAGCCUAGCCCAAGUCUAUUCUCAGGGGUGGAUUUUUCCUCGUGGGGAAGGAGGGUGCAAGGUUGGAAAGGGGAAGCCCAGCAAAGUCCUCUGGACCAUUCGGGCAACUCCCUAGCGUGAAACUGGGCGUUACGUCCCAGGCUUUGCAUUUUUCCUUUUUGCCGAUAGCCGACCAGAAAAAUCCAUUUUUUGGGUUUUUCGGAAAAGCAACCCAUGUACAAGCAAGUAGCUCAUCCAUGAGCCGUCGAAGACGUGGACAUUUGCCCUGGAAUCACCCUGGUGAUCAAAGCGAGUUUGUCUCCAGCAGACUGGUGGGCCCGAUGCGACGAAAGGCGAGUGAUAAACCUGGAGUUGUAACCCCGUAGUGGACGUUAAGCGAUAUAAAUUUUAAUGUAAUGUAAUGAUCAAGUCCCAAAUAAAAAUCUUAUUUUUCAAGGCUGCGAUUCAAAUUGUUUUUCGUCUGGAAGAGAUGAUAAGGCUAUUAUUGAAAACCAAGCAAUGGUUUCUGAGUUCUACAGAACUGAGCUUUGCACUAUUUAUCAAAUCUAUAAGCAGCCUACCGAAACUCUUGCAAUUUUAAGAGGGUUAUCAAUUAGUGCAGGAAAUGGCAUAGCGAUGGCUUGCAAAUAUAGAAUAAGCACAGAAACUACUCGAUUUUCAAUGCCAGAAAAUUCGAUCGGCAAAGUCCCUUGUGCAGGAGCUUCUUAUUUUCUCACACACUUGCACAAUAAGCCAUUAGGAUUAUUUCUAAUGCUUUCGGGAAAAGAAUUAGACGGGAAUGAUUUAUUUUGGGGUGGAAUUUCAACACACUAUGUCCCAGAAUCUCAAAUUACAAACCUUCUUAAUGACCUAAAACUCUCGAAUAGUCUUAUUGAAGUUUUAGACAAAUAUCAUCAAUUUCCACCUAGAGAACAAUCAAAUCUUAUAAGAAAUUUAUACGAAAUAGAGCAAGUUUUUGGAGAAGUUAACACAGUUGAAGAAAUUUUGAUGAAAUUAUGUGCAAAGCCUACACCUUUUAAAGAAAUGGUACUUCUUAAUAUCUGCAAAAACUGCCCACUUUCUGUGAAGGUUGCAUUCAAAUCAUUUAAGCUUGGGUUGGAUAUGAAUUAUAAAGAAGCGUUGGAGCAUGAUUAUAAUAUAGAAGUACAGCUCGGAUACAGGAGAAGCUAUAACUAUAAGACAGCUGUUACUAAAUCAUUCUGUCUAUAAGUGUAAAAAAAUGGAAGAAUCUUAAUUUUUAGUACAAUAUCUGAUUAAGUCUAUCAGAUUUAGAAUGCUUGCAUUAAAGCAUAAAUUUAAUAAAUUAAAUUAAUUUCUACUGGAUUUUAAAAGUUAAAAAAAUCAACAUGGGGUUAAGAAGCUAAUAGAAAAAGGAGAGGAUGAAAUUAAAUGAUACCCAGACCAUGUCAAUCAAGUCACUGACAAAAUGGUUGAUAUCAUCAUCAGAAACCCUGAAGGUCCUUUUCUGGAAUUACGAUAA
Messenger RNA from Blepharisma stoltei, 1661 nucleotides. NCBI's taxonomy places the organism in Eukaryota, Ciliophora, Heterotrichea, Heterotrichida, Blepharismidae. The record is from the annotation of a GenBank genome assembly.